AUGCCAGUGCCAUCGUUUGAGCGUCUUGUACGAUUUGUGCCCAAAUCCUCUGUGGAGAUACUCAUAGGCCAGCCGGUAGAUUCGGAGCUCGAUGUGGGAGCUGCAAUCAUUGCAGGAAAAGAGGUGAAAGUUGAUGUAUACAGUGGAUCAUCAGUCCUAGAACCAGGGAUCUCAACUGGAACCGUCAAAGAAAUUGGAAAGCUCCUAUCUCCCCUCGCAAAGUCCGAGGUUGGCACGAUUAGGUGUAUUGGAUUGAAUUAUGUUCAACAUGCACACGAAGUCAAAAUGGCUAUUCCUGAUCUGCCAACCGUUUUCAUGAAACCCUCGACCGCUCUGGCAGAUCCAUAUCCUUCUCCAACAGUUAUACCCAAAUUUGCGCUGAAAGAUGAUUGCUGCGAUUACGAAUCCGAGUUGGUUAUUGUGAUUGGAGAGAAAUGCAAGGAUAUCAGCGAGGCAGACGCAUUGAACUAUGUUUUGGGAUAUACCGCGGCGAAUGAUGUUAGCAGUCGAGCAAGUCAAUUUGCGCAAAGUCAAUGGUGCUUCAGCAAAAGUUUUGACGGAGCUUGUCCAAUUGGCCCGGUUUUGGUAUCCACGAAGCUCAUUCCAGACCCAUCGAAACUCCGAGUUAGAGGUCUGAAGAAUGGAAAUGUUAUGCAAAAUUGCGGAACACACGAUUUGAUCUUUCCCGUUGCGAAAAUUGUUUCUUUCCUCUCGCAGGGUACUACACUCCUGCCAGGUACUAUAAUCCUGACUGGUACUCCGGCAGGUGUUGGUAAUAGCUUCAUACCAGAGGAAUAUCUGAGAGAUGGAGAUUCAUUUUCUGUUGAGAUACUGCCACAUAUUGGAACUUUGAUGACCAAGUUUGAAUAUCAAAAGUAA
This is a messenger RNA of Sclerotinia borealis F-4128, 879 nucleotides long. NCBI's taxonomy places the organism in Eukaryota, Fungi, Ascomycota, Leotiomycetes, Helotiales, Sclerotiniaceae. The record is from the annotation of a GenBank genome assembly.